UGGGUUUGAAGACACACUUUGUAAUGUGGGUCACUCACUCACAAGCCACACAGGUCUGUCCACCAUAGUUUCGCAGGAACGCAGGUGUAAGUCGGUAUACGCGUCACGUGACACCAGCUACCCAAUCAGCAGCAGAGUUUCAGGUCUCUCCAGGUGCACUUGAUAAACCAGAAGGCUGACGUUUACGUCGUCCUCUCAGCGGCUCUGCUUCACGUAACGAAACUGUAAUAACGUCAAACGCAAGUUUAUGGAUGGCUAUGUAGUUUUGUAAAGGAAAAGGAAGAAUCUUUAGUCGCUUAAUUUAUCAAGGAGGACGAGGAAGACUUCUGCUUAUGGCUGUGAAUCCGGUCACUUUUAUUUUGGUCUCUGUUGUCGGAUGGAGCUUCCAGGCAGCCGGUAAGGAUGUUCAUAUGAAACUUUAUUGAAGGCUAGUUACUCUUGUUUGAUGAACUCAGAUAUGAUACUUUUACUUUUGACCAAAAACACUGAUCAUAAAUUCACUAAAGAAGUUGUUAUUGCUACUGUCCUCUACAAACUAGUAGUCAGGGAGGGAGGUCUUAAAAGCAGGUCAAGACGCAUGUUGUGAGGAGGGUCAGAGGGGGCUAUCUGUCACUCAGUCACAUGCUGUUGCCUGGCGACAUGAGGACCCAGACCCGGACUUCGGACCCGGAUGUGUGUCCAUGCUGUGUUCAAGUAUCGAGAAAAAUACAAAAAAGGGAAGAGGAGUCAGGGAGGGCAAAUCGGGAUAGAUGUUCCUUUUGGUAUCAGGCACGACGAGCGCAUGCGCUUCAUAUCCCGAAGAACAGGUCCAGGUUUCUAAGGACACUUCUUAUUUGAGUGGGUACUCUCUACAAACUGCCCUGAUAAACCAUAAUCGAGGUGUGGUAGACUAGAUGUUUCAUUUGGGUUCUUGCCUCUGAAUCUUGUCUUUAAAACAUAAGAUUCAGAGUCAGCAGGAUUCAGUUUGACUAAGUCUUCCGGAGUGAAAGAGUAAACACCUUCACCUCCUUCUAUGCCAAAAGCUUUAAGAGUAUGCAAACAGACUGCACACACAUAGACUGUAUGCAAAGUGUUUUUAAGAAGACGGACAGCCAUUUCAUGCUCUUAUAGGGCGAAAAGUAAAGAACAGGACAGACUGACAUGUCUUAAUAAAUCAAAACUGCAGUUUCCAUUUAAAGCUGUGACUUUUUAUUUCAAUGGAAUUAAAAAACAACCAUAUAAUUGUUAGAAAAGUGUCUGGGCCCAAGAGUUUAUAUUCAGCACAAAACUUGAGGAACAUAAAUAUUGUGAAACUGAAAUGUUACUCUCAAAUAUUCUUCAAUUAUAUAUAUAUAUAUAUAAAUCCUUGAUUUUGUGCUUUCCAAGACUCGCCAUAGCUUAUUGCUGAAUUGGUUCAAGCCUUACAAAGCAGACAAAAGGUGGCAAGUCAAAAAUGUGUCACAGGAGUGACCUUACUUUACCUUACAAAAUGGCAUCUUAAAGACGGUGUGUACACAGACUUUGAAGUUUUGGAAACUCCCCUAUUGAGUUACUUAAUGAGUUACUUCUUAUUUCUGAUUCUGAAUGAGGAAAUAACUUCUGGAAAGAGAAGUAACCCUGAAUUAAGUGUGUGAAUGUGUUUUGUAUCUGUUUGCAGCCCAGACUUGCAUAAAUGAGAGCAGGUUUUCAGAGCAGGUGGUCCAUGUAGGGCGACAUUGGCCUCCUUACCAGUUGAGGUGUCCUCUGGAGCUUGUUCAGCCCCAGAACUCAUCCCAACUCAAGGUGAGCUGGCAGAAAGACUGUCAGCGGCUCCCCGACCAGGACGGUAAAGCCUACCUGCAGUUUACCAGCCUCAAAGUGGAAGACCAAGGGAACUACACCUGUAUGCAGCAGAAUGAUAGCACAACUUCAUUCACCGUGUAUCUCAUAGUUAAAGGUAAGUGUCACUGGAAAUUAUAUGAAGGGGUUAGCUUUUAAAUCUGCCCGUAUAUACAGGAUGAAACAGAAAGUAAAAUGGAUUGGCUGCACCUGUGAGGAGGCAUAUUAUUUCAGCCUCCCCUGCAGCAGCAGGUUACAUGAAGGCCUCUAUUGUCCAGAGCUCAGGCUGGAAACACAGACAACAGAGGUAUGUUUUCACACAGAUUCCCAGUGCGCCAAAGUCCCAGAAUUUAAACCGAAUCGAAACAUGACCAGAGUCUACGGAUUCACUGAGGGAUUCCCAGUGAAACUGAACUGCACUGUUCUCCUCCUCUGGGACCCACAAGAGGAGCAAUGUGACACCACGCUCCGGUGGAGUAAAGAUGGCAAACCCCUCACCAGUGACACACUUCACACCCUGAAGACCUCCAUACGGUGAGCUGAAGCUUUAAAAAAAAAUCUAUCGCUUCAUUUCCUUUAAAUUAUUUUUUAAUAAGAACGAUAAAACUAUGCAAGAGUCAGCAUUUGAGAUGAACUUUUGUGUCAUAUGUUUAAGGUAUCCUGUUGCUGGCCAGCUGAUCGUGAACAGUCUGCUGGAGAUCACCAUCGGAGAUCGGGAUGAUUUUGGGGUCUACAGCUGCACAGUGAGGAAUCUUUCCUCUGUCUUUGAAGUACAGGAUAUAGGUAAAACAACCAAGAUAUCUACGAACAGUAUGUACCGGUAAUUGCUGCUUAUGAAAAAUGCAAUAUAUGAAAUAUAUAUAUAUAUUUGUAAAGCGUCUUAGAGCACCUGUAAAAGCGUGUUAUAUAUUAUUAUUAUUAUUAUUAUUAUUAUUAUUAUUAUUAUCAUUAACAAUAAUAAUAAGGCAAACGGUCUGUCCUGUUUUGUAAUACAAAACACCGUCUUGAUCCAAAAACACACAUGUGCACACACACACACAUCCAUCUAGAUCAAAAAAAGAAAGAAAGAAAAAUCUAAAAAAAGAGGUGCAGCUGUCCCAAUCAGAAAUAAUAAUAAAAAACAUUCAAUAAAUAUUAAAAACAUCUCCAAAACUACCAGAAUAUUUUUGUUGAAGGAAAUCCAACAGUUCCAUGAUUUGCAUCCACUUUAUUCAUAAAAAUGCCCUUUUGUUACUUACAACAUUCAACCAUCACAGACUCACCCAGUCCUGCUCCCAGACACAUUACAUACAGAUGUGUAAAAAGAAUUUGUUGCACUUGAUCUUUUUGAUGGUUUAAACUUGACUAAUCGAUGAUUGUUUGAUUAUUUGUUGUUGUUGUUUUACCGUGUGUUCUCAGACAUCCCCAGCCACACAUCUGCUGUCGUUGCGGCCAUCAUCUUGCUCCUCCUCCUUGCUCUAGCUGCCAUCAUAUACGUUAAAUGUCACCUGAACAUCAAACUCUGGUACAAGAACUCCUAUGGAGACUAUGAACUUAAUGGUGAGACCUUCUGUUGACAAGAUAAUGCGCUGCAACACUCGUGUUUAAGAGCACAGUGUUAAUUUCCCUUGAAUGUUUGUGCCCUCUGUUCUUCAGAUGGAAAAUUGUAUGAUGCUUAUAUCUCCUAUGUGAACAACGAUUAUGACCGGAAGUUUCUCACCUUUGUUCUUAAACCUCAUCUGGAGAGUAAACAUGGGUACAAAGUGCACCUCAAUGACAACGAAAUUCUCCCUGGCUUAGGUAAGCUUUGUGUCUUGUUUACUAUUUGAUUUAUUGUUGAUGUGGUUUCUCUUGGUCUUAAUAAUCUGGUAGUUUAUGACCUGUUAGUUAGGAGGAUUCUGCUGAUUCUGAUAAGCUUGGCUCAUUUAAAGAUGUGCAACAGCGGGAUGUAAAUUGUGAGAAUGGAUGAAUAGAUUUUUAGUUCAUAGAUAAUUUUACAACGGGCAGGCAAAAACCUGAAAAACCUUUUUGUAAAGCUGGAUGCAAACAGCCUUUGUAAACUGCAGCUGUGAAACAGACCUCUGCCUUACUUCUGUCAUUGUCAAACUGUUGAUCGUCCAGAGCCCUCUGCAGAGCUGCUGAUGAACAUGAGUCGCUCACGGCGUCUGAUCGUGUUGCUCUCUCACGCUUACCUUGAGCAGGACUGGUGCACAAAUAACUUCAAGUAAGUCGAAUAAAACAUCCAUAUAUGCUGUCUAAGAUCUGCAAAACAAAACUGUUGUGAGAUCACAGCAAUCCACCACAGGAGGUCAGUGUUGCAGCUUCAGUGUCAACAGUAUAUCCUGUCAUGUCACACUAACGCUGUGUGUUUUCAGACAGGGGCUCCAGCACUUAUUGGAGUUGAGUUCGCGGCCAAUCCUAAUCUUGCUGGAGGGUCAAUCCAAACGUAUGAGGAAUGAGGUCAAGGAGCAGCUUAUUGAGAACCAGCACUGCCUCACAAUCCUCACCUGGAAACACAACUCUGUUGUAAGAUCCGCAAUAACUUCACUGAAUGUGUUUAACAAAGAGCCCACUGUCUGAAAAAGCUUCAUAAAAGAACAAAUAAAAGGUGGCUUAUUAUUAUCAUCAGCGAUGUAAGUUAAUGUCACACAAGUUAGAUAAGCAGAAUCAUCUGCUUAAUUAAAGAUGAUAAAUCAUCCAGCACUGAAAACCCUGAAGCUCAGCCCUUGUUCUUUUGUCUGAGUAAAUGUGCUUUGAUUGAUUUGACUGACUGCAAAUCUGACAGUUUUAUCAGAGUUAAAUCAGAGCGAAGUGAAAUCCUGGGAGGCUCAUGAAUGAUUGUGACGUUACAUUUCUCCAGUCAAACUCUUGGCUCCUGCAAACCAAGAAAUCAUCAGUCUGGACAGCUUUUGAAACAGUGGUUUGCCUUAAACAAAUAAAUACAAAGGCGUGAGAGUAGAAAUGUGUGUAAGUCUACUGCGGUAUAUCUGAGUCCUUUGUGUGUGUGUGUGUGUGUGGUAUGUCUGUGACGUUCACAGACUCCAUCCUCCGUGUUUUGGAAGGAGCUGGCCUUAGCAAUGCCCCGCAGGGUGGUCUUUCACAGCGAGUCUGCAGGAGACCCCCAGACUAUGCUGCAAGAUGACAAGGACCCCAUGCUGACCCUCAACCCUGACUACCUUGACUGCCGCUCAGACACAGACCCUGCUGGAGAUCUUGGUAAGGACAGCAGUGGAACAAGUAUGAAUGUCAGGAUUUUUGCAUAAAGAUAAAUGUGAGGCAUUUCUAUAAACAUCAAAAAUUGUUCACAUUCUCCAACGUAACUGACAGAUUGUUAUAUGAAUGACACACUGUCUUGUCACUGCUGACAGUGCAAGGUGGAUUUUGUCUAGACAAUGUGCUGAAGUAAGCAGGCUGUUAUGUAACAACUAUCCUGUGUUGACUUGGAUCCAAAGAUGUAAAAUGCCUGUCAACACUUGCGUAUGUCUUGUCCUGUUUGUUGAAUAGGACAUAAAAUGUAAAGAAUUACAGCACAUACUCAAGUUUAAACCUGAUGGAGAGACUUGCAAAUCACUGCUGCUUUUCUUGUGCUACUUUGAAUCAACUAAAACAGGACAAAGUUCAUUUCAUCUUAAACUCAAGUACAAUGAGGCUUCAGAUCUUCAGGGUAUGACGAGCAUUUACCUUGUCUCUGUAUCAUCUCGUUUGGGCUGUUUUCUGUCUGAACAUACUGAGCAGAAGUUUAAGUCUAAUGGAUGGCUCAAGGCUGUCUUACUUGUAGUGAGCAGUUAAAUAGAUCAGUUAGAUUCAAACUGAGUCAGUGCUGUCCAAAGACAUGUGAUAAUAUCUAUGACUUCAACAAAUUAGAGGCAAAUCAUCUCUGAAUUAUUUUAUGAUGUUCCAGAUAUCUGUUUUAAAAGUGUGUCGAAGAGCUGUACAGUGUGUCUUAAAGAGGAUACAGUACAGUCAGCAGUAGGAAACUCAGAUAAUGUGCAGCGACCAGGAUGUUUUAAUGUUAAAGAGUAGGAUGUACAGGGUUUGGGGCUGAAUGAGGGGCUGAGUCAAAGGAAAGGGGAAGUAGAAGCCUCAUAGUGUACUUGUGGUCUGUGGUUUUGGUCCUGAUGGACUGCAGCCGUCUGCCAGAGGCGAGUGCCUCAGAGUUUUUGUCAGGAGUGGGAGGGGUUGGCCACCUUAUCACCUGAACUCUGCAGGGUCUAUUACAGAUUUCCUCCAAUCAUCUUCUUCAGAGAGACACUGAAAAGCUUUGAUUUGGUCACAGUAGUUUGCACCAAACAGAGACGAGGGGGUGAGGUAUUUACAGUGACGGAGUAGAAAUGCACCAUCUUUGUUCUUGGUGGGCUGAAUCUCAUUUGUUGCCCGGUCCGGGUCUUUAUGGUAAACUAAGCUGACCAGCUGCGCAAGUUUACAAUGAAGAGCCUGAAAGACCGAAGAAAGGGAACAGAAAAGGAGUUUCACAGAAAUAAAACUGUCGCACUGACUGAGGAUUUGUUUUCACAGGGCUUUCUCUCCCUGUGUAUAAAUCUCGGGCCGGCAGAGCUCCCGUCCUCCCUCCUGCUCCCAUCAACAACACCGAGCCCAAACCUUCAGACAUCGACGUGUCUGACUUGGGAUCACGCAACUAUGGCGCACGCUCGGACUUCUACCACCUGGUGACUGAGCAGGACAUAUGAUCCAAAGUCCCAUUUUUACCUCAGAGGAGUAACAUGUGGGGUCGUCUUUGGCGUGCCUUAUACUGCAAUUAUCCAUGCCAAUGUUAUCCAUGUGUUUGGUCGCAUUGUGUAUUGUGUUUUGUUUUCUGUCUGAUAUUAACAAAGACAGAUUUCUAAUUUUUUUUCUGUUUUGUAUGCUUUUGUGUUUUGUAAAAUAUUUUUUGUGAAUCAUUUGUGAGAAUCAGGGAAGAAGUUCUCGUUCAGAAAUGUUGUAUUACCGUCACACAGCUAAGCUCUGUCUCCAGCAGAGGGCAGAGUGCUGUCAGGUACAAUGAAGGAGUUCCUCUUUUGAAGCCAUUGGUGUGAUUUUGACAGCUGACAGCUCAACGAGGAGUGGGAAAGAUGAAGCCGAUACAUGUGAAAAACAUAUUUAAACCUGAAACACAGAUAUCAGGAGGGAGCUGUGACUGCCGAUCCCACCGUUAUUGACACACCUGUACCAGUGGGGGGUUUCUCGUGUCCUGUAACAACUUGACAAUCUAGUUAAUAAAGCAGUUUGAGGUAAA
Messenger RNA from Xyrichtys novacula (pearly razorfish), 7009 nucleotides. NCBI's taxonomy places the organism in Eukaryota, Metazoa, Chordata, Actinopteri, Labriformes, Labridae. The record is from the annotation of a GenBank genome assembly.